AUGACAUUGUGAUUUAUAGUGAGAGCAGGUGGAGGAGAAGCUAGAGAGGUGGAGGUUUGCCCUGAAAAGCAGAGGAAUGAAGGUUAGUGGCAGUAAGACAGAGUACAUGAGUGUGAAUGAGAGGAACCCAAGAGGAAGAGUGAGGUUACAGGGAGAGGAGAUGAAGAACGAGGAGGAUAUAAAGUAACUGUGGUCAACAGACCAGAGGAAUGGAGAGUGUGAAAAAGAAGUGAAGAAGGUUGGAAUGUGUGGAGAAAAGUGUCAUCUGUGAUAGAAGAGUUUAAGCUCAAAUGAAAGGGAAGCUGUGGAGACCAGCCUUGUUGUUGGGCCUAGAGACGUCACUGAGGAAAGGACAGGAAGCAGAGCUGGAGGUAGCAGAGAUGAAGAUGCUGAGGUCCUCUUUGGGACCAGGAUGGACCAGGAAUGAAUCCAUCAGUGGGACAGCACAUGUUAGAGGUUCUGGACAUAAAAUCAGACAAAGAUGGUUCAGACUUGUCCAGAGGGGAGACGGUGAAGUCUAGAUCUGGCAGGCAAUAGGUCUAGAGGAAGACCAAAGAGGAGGUUUAUGGAUGCAGUGAAGGCAGACAUGAAGGUAGCUGGUGUCAGAGGAGAGGAUGGAAAAGACAAGGUUAGAUGGAGGAAGCUGAUUGGCUGUGGCGACCCCUGAAGGGAAAAGCCUAAAAGAAGAAGACGUGCGCGUGUGUGUCAUAUGCUUUCAACCAAGUUGAAAACCGACCAUAAAUAUCAGUUUUUUUUGCAUGAAUGCAUGACAUUUAUAUUUGUUUUUUCCCCUGAAACAACCGCAAAUACACUAAGACGUCAGUCUGGCAGUUUUUGAAGCGCUGGGAUCGGAUGCCGUGAAGACGCUUGGGGCCUGCGCCGUGACAGCUUUGGCGCCGCCCUGUGGCCGCGGGUGGCACUGCUGUUUUUCUCCCCGCGGUAUGGAGAACCCGUCUGCGGAUCUCAGCGGAGCUUCAGCGCUGUCUGUGCGGGACGGCUGAGGCUGGAGCAUCAGUCCUACUUUUACCCCCGACCAGCCUUCUGUUGUCGGAGCGACCCGCAAGCGGUUUCCGCUCACGCGGAGUGUUCGCGUAGCCGUCGGGCUGGACUUUCCUUCGGAUCCCUCUGGAUUAAGACGGGACUCGGCUGUGAUACCGGCGCGAACUGUGGAUUAUUUCCCACAUCUCUCGUGAACGCGGAGGCUGUUUGUUCGCGAUUUGUGAAGGGGAAAAAAGUGAAAUUGUCGAUGCCGAACAAGCGGACACUUGUUGAGGCGGAAUUCGCCGAGCGAACCUUCGGCUGCGUCCGUCUUUAGCUUCUGAUGCUACAAACUUUCCCGCAGGCUCUGAGCGCGUGCGUGGGGCGGAGAGCGGACCGUGACCCGCAGCUCACGGCAGCCUAACUAAGAGGGCUCGCUGCCGCCGUUCGGCUCCGUGUUUGUCAGUUAGUUUGUUAGUUAGCAGAGACGGCUAACGUCAUGUUCGCACUCAAACAAGUGGUUGAUAGAAAUGUUCUCCCCGUCCCUCCUCCACGCCGUUAACUCGGCGUGAACUACUGUUUUCCGGUCAAACGUUGUCGUGGUUGAACCACGGACAUCGGUGGGAUUUUAACUCGCAGCGCGUAGUUCUUAAAACGAUCAAUUUCCAGCUUAAAGUUAGCUUAGCCGCGUUAGCCGCGGCCGAACAAACGUCUGCCAGCCAGCGCCGCGCGCACUUUGUUCUGCUUCUCCCAGUGUCUGACGGGGUUCUGUGACCCCUUCCAACCGAAGCUCGGGUCCAAAGACCCCCCCCCCCCCCCCCGACACCCCGCGACCAACUUCUAGUUCUACGUCCCAGCAGCCAGAGCUGACCAGCGGCCGCAUCAUGUCCGGCUCCCCGGGCGCCAGUGGCUCAAAUCCCAGGAAGUUCAGCGAGAAGAUCGCGCUGCACAACCAGAAGCAGGCGGAGGAGACGCGGGCCUUCGAGCAGCUGAUGACGGACCUGACGGUGUCCCGGGUGCAAUACCAGAAGGUCCAGCAACUCCGCUUGUCUCAGUCCCGCGCACCGUACUACGGCGGCUCCCUUCCCAACGUCAACCAGAUUGGGAACACCAGCAAUGAGUUUCAGGGCGGCUUCUCCUCGGGGCUGGACUCCGUCAGAGGGACACGCCACCACGGUCUGGUUGAGAGGGUCCAGAGGGACCGCACCCGCAUCACCUCCCCCCACCGCCGACCCGUUGACAAGCACGGAUGGCAGGUUGAGAGCUCCCCGUACGGAGCGGCAUACCUGUCCCCCCCUCCGGACAACAACUGGAGACGGGAACAGCAGCUGUGGACUGAGGAAAAGCGGCCUGGGUUUAGAUUAUUAGCACAGCUCAACAGAACCAACUCAGACUCGGCUCUACAUACGAGUGCCACAAAUCCGAACCCCCAGGACCCGUUUGGCAUGAACCAGCAGAUGGGCCGAGGUCCUCCACAGCGCAAUGGCUGGCAUGUAGCUACUGUGAACGAGACUGACGUGGACUGCUCUGGAGAAGUCUUCUCCUUCCCUGCCAUGUUUCCUGAGGACGGCCUCAUGGGGCUCAGUAAGCCUCUGCCCAAGCAGCUGUGGGACGCCAAGAAGGUCCAGUCUCUGGCUUCAAGACCCAAAUCCUGUGAAGUGCCUGGAAUAAAUAUCUUCCCAUCUCCGGAGCAGAACCCCAGUUUGUCCCAUUAUCAGGGUUCGUUUGGUACUGGCGGCUCCCUGCCUGACCUCAGCAACCUGCAGUUCCCGUCCCCGCUCUCUACGCCGCUGGACCCUGAAGACACCGGAGGGUAUCCCAACUUGAGCGGUGGCAGCAGCACAGGGAACCUGCCAGCUGCAAUGAUGCACCUGGGCAUUGGCAGCUCCCAAGCAGGCCUCUCCACCUCCCUCAGCAAUCCCUCCAUCCAGGCAUCUCUCAGCAACUGCCAGCUGCAAUCUUCACUCAGCAACCCCUCCAUCAGUUCCUCCCUGCGCUUAUCCAGCUCCUCGCCCAGACGGCGGCCUGCUCCCAUCAGCCCCCUCACCCUGUCUCCAGGGGUGGAGCCGAGACGGGGUCUUACCAAACAGAUGUCUCCCACCAUGUCCCCCACGCUGUCCCCCAUCACGCAGGGGGUUGCUUUGGAUACCAAUACUAUGCCAAGGGAGCCUCCCCCACCCUACCCACUCUACCAACAGUCCCAGCACGCUGUGGAUGCGGGGCAUCAGUGCCAGCAAUCCCACCAGCAACAGCCCCCACCCAUGCAUCAUCCGGGUUCCCCUUCCCAGAACAUGCAGAUGGACUUUACCCCGGGCCAGCACAACAGUGUGGCAUCAUUCGAUCCUUUCAGCGAGCAACAGUUCUCUAACCGGCAGAGCAGGACCCUUCCCUACCAGUUGGAUCACAUCAGUCAGUUGGAGAACUCCAUUGGCUCCACUGCAGGGGGAUCCUACUUCGAUCCCUCAUCCUCCUCCCUCUAUCAUUCGCAGGCUGCUCUGUUUGGGCUGGGGAGCAGCCUGCAGGACCACAUGCACAUGAAGCACAUGCUGUACUCGAACUGCAGCGGAGGACUGCCCAACAUCAUCCUCACCGAUGAGUCCAGCUCCAGUCUGUCCAAGGACGUCAGCGGCGCCCUCUCCACGGUCCCUGAAGGCUUUGACGUGGAGGGGGGGUACCCUCUGGAGGACGAGCUGCACAUCGAGCCGCUCAGCCUCGACGGUCUGAGCAUGCUCAGUGACCCCGACAUGGUGCUGCCGGACCCGUCCGUGGAGGAUUCUUUCCGUAGCGACAGACUGUGAGCGUGGCACAUGUGCGUGCAUGUACUGAGGGGCCACGUGCACGGGCCCGGGGAGAUCCAUAGACUGAUGGUCUCUGGCACGUGCACAAGCAGGUUUGUAUCCGUGCACGAAGUGGGGGGGGGGGGUCUCCACCCACCCCUCCUUAAAGCCAAUGGCGCUCAGAAAAGCUUGAGUCCAGGUUCUGAGUCUGCCCGCAACCAUGGCAACAGCAGCAUAACCAUGGCCACGUCCCAUAGCAACCCCGCUGUGGCCACGCUGGAGUGUGGAGGUAAAGCUUUCUUCUGAGCGCGCUCAGAUGUUUGCCACAGAGUACAUAUUUAUACUGGUCAAAUGUCGCCGCGGAGUUUUAUGGAGACAAAAAGGGCAAAAACUGUUUACAGGUUUGAAUCCGAGGAGUGCAGCUCAAACUGAGACCUGAUCCUGGACUUUGGGAAGAACUUUCCUCCAUCCUUCAGACCCAAAUCUUUUUUAUCUGUUUUGUUUUUUUCUUUUCUGAAUUGAGAGUUUCUGCCAAGUUCAGUGUUUUCUACUGAAACCAGGAACUGCGCUGCGGCGUCGCUGGAUGCCCCCCUCCCCCCCGGCGCGCUCCUGGCCCUCCUGAUGUGAAAUUGCACUUGACCUCUUUUGCACUAAUUGGAGAAAUUCCCUGACAGCCCAAAGAACCUGAGCGACACCACGCAGACGGACCCCCCCCCCCCCCCCCGUUGGAUCCAGCUCAUGUAAAAUACUCACAAUAUUCUGUGGGGGGGGGGGUGUCCUGGGGUUCACUUACCCCCCAUCGCCCCACCUGUCUCUGCUGCCUUACUUUGUCCUGUUGCGUCCCCCCCCCCCAUGCCCCCCAUGGCUGUGUUGUUUUCAGCCCCACCUUCAAAUGUACAGCUGUGUUUUCCUCUGAGGUUCUGUUCACUGAUGUUCCUGCAGAAUCUGCACUUUCUGGGUUUGUAACCAUUUCCAGCUUCUUCUGGUUGAACUAAAUAAAGCCUGAACUCCUGAA
Oryzias latipes (Japanese medaka) is the source of this 4770-nucleotide messenger RNA. The record is from RefSeq and is a predicted model, not a curated record. Lineage: Eukaryota; Metazoa; Chordata; Actinopteri; Beloniformes; Adrianichthyidae.